Labrus mixtus (cuckoo wrasse) is the source of this 501-nucleotide messenger RNA. Its product is annotated as cytochrome c oxidase subunit 8B, mitochondrial. Gene Ontology annotation, cellular component: mitochondrion. Gene Ontology annotation, biological process: mitochondrial electron transport, cytochrome c to oxygen. The record is from RefSeq and is a predicted model, not a curated record. The transcript is spliced from 2 exons. Bases 110 to 313 code for a protein of 67 amino acids. Lineage: Eukaryota; Metazoa; Chordata; Actinopteri; Labriformes; Labridae.
CGUACGCAUGCACAUUUUGCGCGUGUCCUGUACAUAACCCCGUACAGUGCAGCCAGUAGAGGAUCAUUAACAUUACCCCUGCUGCCUGUCUCUCUCUCUCUCCGUCGGUAUGUCUCUGCCCGCCGCCUCCAGGCUCCUGAGGAGCGCGCUCCGGACUCAGCUGGUCCCUGUGGCCAACGUGGCGUCCAAACCCGCCAAACACAACAUUACUGCAGGGGAGCAGGCCAUUGCUCUGACAGUCAUGUUUGUGACCAUCCUGGGUCCCUCCGGCUGGAUCCUGUCGCACCUGGAGGACUACAAGAAGAAGCAGUAGAAGAAGAAGAAGAAGAAGAGAGGAGGAGGAAUCAUUCCAGCCAGUCAGCCGUCCCUCCACUCGCCACGUCUCUCACUCCUUCAGCUGCUGAGACGAGAUGUUGUUCCUGCACUUCUGACCCGUGACCAUGUUCGUCUGUGCACCUAUAAACCUCUUACCAAUAAAACCUGAUUCAGUAUGAAUAUAAA